Xyrauchen texanus (razorback sucker) is the source of this 3272-nucleotide messenger RNA. It is a transcript of the gene grk5l, whose product is annotated as G protein-coupled receptor kinase 5 like. The record is from RefSeq and is a predicted model, not a curated record. Bases 506 to 2233 code for a protein of 575 amino acids. Gene Ontology annotation, molecular function: G protein-coupled receptor kinase activity; ATP binding. Gene Ontology annotation, biological process: signal transduction; protein phosphorylation; regulation of signal transduction. Gene Ontology annotation, cellular component: cytoplasm. The transcript has 16 exons. Lineage: Eukaryota; Metazoa; Chordata; Actinopteri; Cypriniformes; Catostomidae.
AGCGCCACUCCAGUGCGGUGCAAGCUGUAAAUCCGAACGGAGCCACGGGGAAAGCCGCUUGGGAGCAAGCCAAAAAUUACAACUGAAAGAAGAAACCCAACCCUGCUUCGAUUACGCACCGAGAGAGGGAGCACGCUGAAUGUGUCAGCCUGUAGUCAGGGGCACUUCAACAACUCGUCUGUGACCGUGUACGCUACUUUAUCCGUUUUCUGGUGUGUGUGAACCCUCAAAGGAUGUAGACGUCGGCCUGCUACACUUCGCAUAGGCAUGCUCGUGUUUCAUAGGCAAUGCCUUCCCUACGUGUUCUGUGGCGCAAACUACGAAAGCCAUGCUCGUAUCUCAGUGAUCCGUCCUCUUGCUUAGGUAUACGCGUGCUAAUAGUUUAAAAUGCCUAGGUUUUGAUUGAAACGUUUUUGCACGAACAGAAAAUAGCAAAUUCGGCUGGGAGGAGCAACUCUAUCUACACUUCGGCUUCCACGGCAAUAUCAUAGUGGGAUUUUUUUUGAUGGAGCUGGAGAAUAUUGUUGCAAACACGGUACUCCUGAAGGCCAGAGAGGGGGGAGGAGGAAAACGAAAAGGAAGGAGUAAAAAAUGGAGGGAGAUCCUUCGCUUCCCUCAUAUCAGUCAGUGCACAGAAUUGAGCAAAACUAUCGAGCGGGAUUACUUCAGCCUGUGUGAGAAGCAGCCCAUUGGGAGUCUCCUGUUCCGCCUCUACUGUGAGACCAGACCAGAGCUGCAGCGAUGCAUACAACUUCUAGACGCCAUGGAGGACUACGAGGUGAUGCCUGAUGAAAAGAGAAAAAGUCGAGGAGAUGAGAUCGUCAAGAAGUUUCUCACCAAGCAGUCCCCUGAGUGUGUAGAUGUAGCCGAGGGUCUUGCUGAGAGCUGCAGGGAGAAUCUCGAACUGAGCCCCUGCAAAGAGAUCUUCAGUGACUGUCGCAAAGCUCUUCAUGACUACUUGAGUGGUGCACCCUUCGUUGACUAUCAGAAUAGCAUGUAUUUUGACCGCUUCCUCCAAUGGAAGAUGCUAGAAAGACAGCCCAUCACAAAAGACACAUUUCGCCAGUAUAGAGUUCUGGGGAAAGGAGGCUUUGGGGAGGUGUGUGCAUGCCAAGUGAGAGCCACAGGUAAAAUGUAUGCCUGUAAAAAGCUGGAGAAGAAAAGGAUAAAGAAAAGAAAGGGAGAGGCAAUGGCUCUCAAUGAGAAACAGAUUCUUGAGAAGGUCAACAGCAGGUUUGUGGUGAGUUUAGCAUAUGCCUAUGAAACCAAAGAUGCCCUGUGUCUGGUGCUGACCAUAAUGAAUGGUGGAGAUCUGAAAUUUCACAUCUAUAACAUGGGAACUCCAGGCUUUGAGAAGGACCGUGUGCAGUUCUACGCCGCUGGGAUCUGCUGUGGUCUAGAACAUCUGCAUAGAGAGUCUAUCGUCUACAGGGAUUUAAAACCAGAGAAUAUACUCCUAGAUGACAACGGUCAUAUCCGGAUCUCAGACCUGGGACUGGCCAUUAAAGUGCCUAAUGGAGAGCAGAUCCGGGGCCGGGUGGGGACAGUGGGUUACAUGGCUCCAGAGGUAAUCAAUAACGAGCGGUAUAGCAUGAGUCCGGACUGGUGGGGGCUGGGUUGUCUGAUCUACGAAAUGACCGCUGGGCGAUCGCCUUUCCGUGCUCGCAAAGAGCGAGUGAAGAGGGAGGAGGUGGAGAAGAGAGUGCAGGAGGAAGAAGAAGAGUACAGCGACAAGUUUUCAGAAGACACCAAAGCCAUCUGCAGGAUGCUGUUAGCCAAAGAUCCCAAGCAGAGGCUUGGCUGCCACGCAGAAGGAGGUGCCGGAGUCAAAGCCCACCCCUUCUUCAAGAACAUCAACUUCAAGAGAUUAGAGGCCGGCAUUCUGGACCCUUCCUUUGUGCCUGAUCCCAGGGCGGUCUACUGUAAAGAUGUUCUGGACAUUGAGCAGUUCUCCACAGUUAAGGGUGUCAACCUGGACCAAACAGACAAUGAUUUCUACUCCAAGUUUGCCACUGGCUGUGUCUCAAUCCCAUGGCAGAACGAGAUGAUCGAGACAGAGUGCUUCAGCGACCUUAACGUAUUUGGGCCUCAGGGGUCGCGACCCCCUGACCUGGACUGGAACCAGCCUCCCGAACCACCCCGCCGAAGCCUGCUGGACAGGAUCUUUAGGAGACAUGUGAGGAUCACCUCCACCUCCACCACAGAGGAACACCCCAGAGAACACGAUAGUUAACUACAGACCAGCAUCCAGAGGUGACCAUUGCUCACAGCCAGGUCUCGUCUUCCAGCAUCAACUCUGUUGACUCCAUGUCAAACUCUGCCCCCUAGUGGACAGAGAGCUGCGAGACUACAGGGAACACAAACAAGUGAGCGAUGAAGAGAAAGAGAGGAAACAAAUUAGAGUGAGGAACUUCUGCCCUUUAAAAGCUGCUCUUCAGAGUGUGGAAUUGUCUGCUUUCCUCGCCUCUGUCCACACAUACCAUCCACUUCCUGCAGAGAGGACAGGAGACCAAACAAACUCCUUUGAAGAGACGAAAAGACCUUUAUUUAUCCGUUUUGUGACCGAAAAGAGGACUUGUAUUCCUUCACCUCAUGCUCCCUCAGGAUUGCUGGACCAGUAAAGAGCCACUGACAAUGACAGAAUAUGAACUCAUAUUAUUCAGGGGAUUUUAUCAACAAUGAAGAGGCCUCAACAGGGAACGGGAAUGGGGCUUUUUAAAUUUAGUUUGUUUUGCGAAGGAAAGAUAAUAUAGUGAACUUCAGACACUCUUUACACACACACACACACACACUCUCUCUUUUUCCUUCAUCCCUGUCUUAAUAUCAUUUAUUCUUUCCAUCUACACAUAACACUUUUAACCUCAACCCAAAAUGUGCAUUGUCUUGCAUACUCUCAGGCCAAAGAUAGAGCUUAUUACAGGAAGACAUGUAUUUAAAUUACCUUUGCCAUAUUUUGUUCCAGAGAGCGACAUAAGGCCUAAAAGCACAAGAAGAAUCUGAGUUUGGUUAAGCUGGUUGUCUUUCCCCCCAUUGCAUGUGCAUAGAAUGUGAAAUAACUCAAAAAAACAAACUGUAUUUGGCAGCUUCGGCCUCCUCCAAUCCACAGAGUCGCACAAUGGACGUUGCACCCUUAAAGGAAUAUUCUGUGUUAAAAACUUGUAAGUUAAAGAGAUAGUUCAACUAAAAAUGAAAAUUCUCUCACCAUUUACUCACCCUCAUGAUAUCCCAUGUGUGUAUGAAUUUCUUUCUUCACCAGAACACAUUUGAUGAAA